Messenger RNA from Parascedosporium putredinis, 1506 nucleotides. The record is from the annotation of a GenBank genome assembly. Lineage: Eukaryota; Fungi; Ascomycota; Sordariomycetes; Microascales; Microascaceae.
AUGCUCAAGCAGGAUUUUAACCGGCAAGAGCCAAAGCGACGAAAUGUGGCAGACGCUCGCAAACACCAACCCGCCGAUGCCGCCUUCAAGGACUCGACAUAUCCCCAUCGCCUCAACUUCUACACGCAUGCUCCCACUGCCGACAUCACGCUCGAGCAGUUUGAACAAUGGGCUAUCGACAGAUUGAGAGUUCUCUCCGAGCUCGAAGCUUGUUCAUUUCGCAACAAGUCCUUAGCCGAAACUGCCGCCCACAUGAAGCCCGUCCUCGAAAAGUACCUACCACUCUCCUCCAACUCGUCCGCGUCUCCCAAGCUGUUCGAGCAGCGCCAAAAGGACCACUACAGUCACUUCAUUCUCCGCCUCGCCUUCUCUUCAACCGAAGACCUACGCCGCCGCUUCUCCCGUGUCGAGACCAUGCUCUUCCGCCUGCGCCUCGAUACUGACGCCGAGCGCGCAGGCUUCGUCGCCGGCCUCGAUAUUGACUGGUUCGAGCCCGUAUCCGAGGCCGAGAAGAGCGAAAUGGCGGCGGAUCUACUAGCCAUUACCGGCUUUGACAAGCGCACUGGCGCAGUCGAGGACUCGUGGUUCAAGGUUGACUGGAUGCGCGUGCCCGAGCUCGUAGAAUCGAGAAAGGUGUUUCUGCGGGCUGGAAAGGCCUUUGUUCCGAGUCGCGAACAAGCAAGCAUGAUUGUCACCGAGUUCACGUCGCGCUUGGAAAAGCAGCUGGUUCUCACAUCGCAAGCCUUACCCGACCUAGAUGAGGAUGACCGUCUCCUUCCCAUUCUUGAUCACUUGUCCAAGAACUUCGUCACUCCGGAUAGUUCCUACAUGUCCGGCUCCACAGUGCCCGAGGGCGCCGAGAUCAGCGCCCGCAACAUCGACAAUCUCGCCCAGCACUUCCCCGCCUGCAUGUCUCACCUUCACCGUAGCCUGCGGCGCGACUCUCAUCUCAAGCACUACGGUCGCCUACAAUACUCGCUCUUUCUCAAGGGCAUCGGCCUUAACCUCGAAGAGUCCCUCGCCUUUUGGCGCGGCGGCUUCGCCAAGAUCACUGACGACCAGUUCAACAAGGAGUACCGCUACAACGUGCGGCACGUCUACGGCGACGUCGGUGGUGACUCAAACCGCAGGAGCGGCGGCUACAGCCCCUACAGCUGUCAAAAGAUUCUCACUGAGCACGCUCCCGGUCCGGGCGAGGCCCACGGCUGUCCCUACAGGCACUUUGACAUGGAUAACCUCUCCACCCUGCUUCAAGGCAUGGGUGUCACCGACAGGGCUGUGGUACAAGGCGUUAAGGAGGAUAGGGACGGCCGCAGGUACCACAUGGCUUGCAACCGCGUCUUUGAACACCUUCACAAGCCCGAGAUUAAGCGAGCCAAGGACGAGUCAAUCAUGACGGCCGCCCAGCUUGAGACCAUUGUGCAUCCUAAUGAGUACUUCAAGAGAAGCUACCUUUUAAAGAAUCUCAGCAAGCCUCGCGACGCGGAUGUCAAGAUGGAGGACUAG